AUGGGUGAAUGUCCAGUUCACAAGUCCUCCAAUGUGGCCGGCCAUGGCACCAGGAAUACAGACUGGUGGCCCGAGAGCCUCAAGCUCAAUAUCCUGCGUCAGCACACCCAGGCCACAGACCCAAUGGGCAAGGACUUUGACUACGCACAGGCAUUCAAGAGCCUCGACUAUUAUGCUUUGAAGAAGGAUCUCCACAACCUGAUGACCGACUCUCAGGACUUCUGGCCUGCCGACUUUGGCCACUAUGGUGGUCUGUUCAUUCGAAUGGCUUGGCACAGUGCUGGUACCUACCGAGUGUUUGACGGCCGUGGCGGUGGUGGUCAGGGUCAGCAGAGAUUUGCCCCACUUAACAGUUGGCCCGACAACGUCAGUUUGGACAAGGCCCGCCGCCUGCUGUGGCCCAUCAAGCAAAAGUACGGCAACAAGAUCUCAUGGGCCGAUUUGCUACUCCUGACUGGUAAUGUUGCCCUGGAGUCCAUGGGUCUGAAGACUUUUGGCUUCGCUGGUGGCCGUCCCGAUGUAUGGGAGGCCGACGAGUCAGUUUACUGGGGUAGCGAGACCGAAUGGAUGACCAACGCCGCUCGUUACAAGCCCACGACUGAGGAGGAGAAGGAGAAGCAGGGUGACAUCAAGACCCGGGAUCCCGAAAGCCCCUUGGCUGCCGUCGUCAUGGGUUUGAUUUACGUGAACCCCGAGGGCCCUGACGCCAAGCCCGACCCCAUUGCUUCCGCUCGGGACAUCCGUAUCACCUUCGGCCGCAUGGCCAUGAACGACGAGGAGACUGUUGCUCUUAUUGCUGGUGGUCACACCUUCGGUAAGACCCACGGAGCUGCUCCCGCAGAUAAUAUUGGCGAAGAGCCCGAGGCCGCCGGUCUUCACCAGCAGGGUCUUGGCUGGACCAACAAGCACGGCACCGGAAAAGGUGCCCAUGCUAUCACCUCUGGUCUGGAGGUUACCUGGACCAAGACUCCUACCAAGUGGAGCAACCAGUUCCUCGAGUACCUCUUCAAGUACGAGUGGGAGCUGACCAAGUCCCCUGCCGGUGCCAACCAGUGGACUGCCAAGGAUGCCGACGAAAUUAUCCCCAACGCUUUUGACCCCAACAAGAAGCAGAAGCCGCGCAUGCUCACCACUGAUCUGGCUUUGCGCUUCGACCCUGAGUACGAGAAGAUCUCGCGCCGCUUCCUGGCCAAUCCUGACCAGCUCGCCGAUGCCUUCUCUCGGGCUUGGUUCAAGCUGCUUCACCGUGAUAUGGGUCCCCGUGUCCGCUGGCUCGGACCCGAGGUUCCCCAAGAGACUCUGCUCUGGGAGGACCCCGUUCCCGCUGUGGACCACCCUCUGAUUGACGUGGAGGACGCCGCUGAGCUCAAGCGAGAAAUUCUUAACUCGGGUGUCGAUCACACCAAGUUCAUCUCCACUGCUUGGGCCUCAGCCUCUACCUUCCGUGGUGGUGACAAGCGUGGCGGUGCCAACGGUGCCCGCAUCCGCCUCGCUCCCCAGAACAAGUGGGAGAUCAACAACCCCGCCCAGCUGCGAGAGGUCCUGAAUGUCCUGGAAGACAUUCAGCGCCGCUACAACAGCUCUCAGACGGGCAACAAGCGGGUGUCGCUGGCCGAUCUCAUUGUUCUGGCUGGUUCCGCCGCUCUGGAGAAGGCUGCUGGUAUUCCCGUUCCUUUCACUCCUGGUCGUACCGACGCCACCGAGGAGCAGACCGAUGUCGACUCCUUCGGCUACCUGGAGCCAGUCGCUGACGGUUUCCGCAACUACGGCCACUCCACCGGCCGUGUCCGCACUGAGCAGAUGCUCGUUGAUCGCGCUCAGCUCCUGACACUGACCGCCCCUGAGCUAACCGUCCUCGUCGGUGGUCUGCGUGUCCUCAACGGCAACUGGGACCGCUCCAACGCUGGUGUUUUCACCCAGCGUCCCGGUCAGCUGACCAACGACUUCUUCGUCAACCUUCUCGACAUGAACACUGAGUGGAAGCCUACCGGCAGUGACAACGAGACCUUCGAGGGUGUUGACCGCAAGACUGGUGCCAAGAAGUGGACUGCCACCCGCGUCGACCUCAUUUUCGGUCACCACGCUGAGCUGCGCGCUCUGGCCGAGGUUUACGGCAGCCACGAUGGUCAGUACCAGUUCGUGAACGACUUUGUCAAGGCUUGGGAUAAGGUUAUGAACUUGGACCGCUUCGACCUGGCGUAUGCUGCUCCCUCCAGCCGCCCUGCUCGUCUGUGA
This is a messenger RNA of Penicillium odoratum, 2235 nucleotides long. It is a transcript of the gene cat2, whose product is annotated as bifunctional catalase-peroxidase Cat2. Gene Ontology annotation, biological process: hydrogen peroxide catabolic process; cellular response to hydrogen peroxide. The record is from RefSeq and is a predicted model, not a curated record. Gene Ontology annotation, cellular component: cytosol. Gene Ontology annotation, molecular function: heme binding; catalase activity. Lineage: Eukaryota; Fungi; Ascomycota; Eurotiomycetes; Eurotiales; Aspergillaceae. The transcript has a single exon. The coding region runs from base 1 to 2235 and encodes 744 amino acids.